This is a messenger RNA of Coniophora puteana RWD-64-598 SS2, 1047 nucleotides long. Its product is annotated as aspartic proteinase. The record is from RefSeq and is a predicted model, not a curated record. Gene Ontology annotation, molecular function: aspartic-type endopeptidase activity. The transcript has 5 exons. Lineage: Eukaryota; Fungi; Basidiomycota; Agaricomycetes; Boletales; Coniophoraceae. Bases 1 to 1047 code for a protein of 348 amino acids. Gene Ontology annotation, biological process: proteolysis.
AUGGCCGCCAAGUCUGGCAAUGGCAAACGUGAUGCGUCACUAGGCGUGUCCAACACCGGUACCACCUACACGGCGAGCGUGGGCGUCGGCAGCCCUCCUACGCAGUAUAAACUCAUCGUUGAUACUGGGAGCUCGAACACCUGGGUUGGGGUUAACGGGGUUUACGUUCAGACGAGUACGUCUCAUGCUACCAGCGAUAAAGUCAGUGUGACGUACGGAAGCGGUUCGUUUUCUGGGCAAGAAUACACCGACGAUGUGACGCUCGGCAGCCUCACAAUAAAGAGCCAGUCCAUUGGUGUUGCGAGUAGUUCUUCCGGUUUUGAUGGCGCCGAUGGUAUUCUUGGGAUUGGGCCCGUGGACCUCACCAAGGGCACGCUCUCCCCAGACGACUCUGCGACUAUCCCGACUGUGGUCGAUAACCUGUACUCGCAGGGCUCGAUCCAAAGCAGCGUGCUUGGCGUCCAAUUCAAGCCUGUGGGCAUAUUGGAGGGCGAGGGCAAGCUGGACUUUGGGGCUGUGGAUACGGAGGCGAUCGACGGCGACGUCAUGUACGUCCCGAUCACGACCACGUCGCCUGCGAACGAGUUCUGGGGGAUCGAUCAGAGCAUCACGUACGGCGACUCGACGAGUAUCCUCAGCUCGACUGCCGGUAUCGUCGAUACUGGCUCUACUCUCGUGCUCAUCGCGACUGAUGCUUUUGAGCGGUAUCAACAAGCCACGGGUGCUGUCACGGACAACGUUACUGGCCUCCUCCGCAUCACGCUAGGGCAGUACGAGAACUUGAAGGACCUCAACUUCAAUAUUGGCGGUGCGACGUUCCCGCUUACGCCCAACGCCCAGAUUUUCCCUAGGUCUCUGAAUGCGGAGAUCGGAGGCUCGACAGAUGCCAUUUACCUGAUGGUGGGCGAUCUUGGCUCGUCUUCGGGCGAUGGGCUAGACUUUAUCAACGGAUAUGCGUUCUUGGAGCGGUACUACUCGGUCUAUGAUACGGAUAACAAGCGAGUCGGGCUCGCACGCACAGGGCACACCGACUCGAAGUCUAAUUGA